This is a messenger RNA of Chlorella variabilis, 1326 nucleotides long. RefSeq lists its product as hypothetical. Lineage: Eukaryota; Viridiplantae; Chlorophyta; Trebouxiophyceae; Chlorellales; Chlorellaceae. Bases 1 to 1326 code for a protein of 441 amino acids. Gene Ontology annotation, molecular function: zinc ion binding. The transcript has 3 exons. The record is from RefSeq and is a predicted model, not a curated record.
AUGGGCCACGAGAUGGACUGCCCAAUCUGCAACAGUAGCCCCAGGCAGACCUUGGAGGCGCUGGAGGCGCACGCCAACGACCAUUUCCCUGAUUCCUCCGCUGGGGCUACUUCGGCUUGCCAACACUGUGGGCAGGCGGUGCCAGAGUGCGACCUCGAUAGCCAUGCCCUGGCGCACCAACUGGAGCAGGAGCUUGCUGGCGAUACGGCAGUCGAGGAUGCGGCAGCGGAGCUUGCUUGGGGUGGCGGCAGCGAGGAUAACCACAUCCACAUUCUUCAGCUGGAGGAACUUUACUUGGACGAGCUUGAGGGGCAUUGGGCUGUCGACUGCCCUCAAAACCCCGACAAGCAGGAGGCCGAGCGCCGCGUGCUGGAUCCCCCGCUGCCGCAGCGCAUCACCGCCACCCAGCAGCGCGCCACGCCCACAGACAUGUCGGGGGGAGGCGGCCUGGUGCAGCUGCUGGCAGCGUGCCUGGAGCAGCAGCAGAAGUGGGUUGGCACCACUGAGUGCGCCUCGCUGCUGCGCAGCUUUGGCCUGCGGGCGCAAAUUGUGGACUUUGGGGCCCGGACUGGCGAGCUGGUGGCGGCAGGCAGCUCGUCGGCAGCGAUGAUGACUCGCGGGGCGGUGCCAGCGCACCCCAAUGUAGAGUGCGACGGCUGUGGGCAGCGCCCCAUCCUGGGUGACAGAUACAAGAGCGAAACGCUGCCAGACUACGAUCUGUGCGCCGCCUGUUACGCCAAGAGCAGCUCAGUGGCAGCAGGGCCCUAUCGCCGCAUGAUGCCCAGUGCGGUGCGGAUGCCCAGCCAGCAGCAGGAGGAGGGGAGCGCUAGCGGGGGCAGCAUGCAGGACCAGCUUCUCCAGUGGGUGUGGCGCUACUUCAUGGCUGGCGACGACGGGGCACAACCUAGCAGCAGCGACACAGCAGCCCAUAGCUUGCAGCCGGCACUCGCAGAACGAGGGCCGGCUACUGCCUCGGUCAAUGCCAAGCGCCAGCGAGUGUCACCUCCACCGCGAGUGCGCCUGUCGGGGAAGCCGCCUCUCUACUUUCAGCACGACGGCCACAGCCGUACAAUUGUGGGCUGCGAGCGACGCCUGGUGGGGCAGCAGCGCCGAGCAGUGUACACCCUGCUCAUCCUGGACCCAGGCACGCCUGGCGGCAAGCUGGCGGCGGCGCUGGCGCAGCGCUGCGGAUGGCAGCGUAUGCUCAAGCGAGGGGCCCACACGCUGCGGCACCAGCAGUACCAGCUGCUGUUUGUGCAGCCAGGCCUGGCCGCUGCGGCGGAGAAGGAGGCGCUGAAGCUGGUGGCGGCCGUCGAGCGCUACUGA